Molecule: messenger RNA, 1470 nt
Organism: Alternaria infectoria
Lineage: Eukaryota; Fungi; Ascomycota; Dothideomycetes; Pleosporales; Pleosporaceae
Exons: 4
Coding region: 1-1470 (489 amino acids)
Molecular function (GO): protein binding
Source: RefSeq, a predicted model, not a curated record
AUGAUAGUAGGAGUCGACUGCUACCAGCGCGCUGUGCGUCUGGACCAGUACCUCGCAGUGGCAUACUUCCAGCAGGGUGUGUCAAACUUCCUUAUGGGCGACUUCGAGGAAGCCCUCGCCAACUUCAACGACACACUCCUCUACCUACGCGGAAACAACAACAUCGAUUACGAACAAUUGGGUCUCAAGUUCAAGCUAUACUCCUGCGAGGUACUGUUCAAUCGCGGUCUUUGCUACAUCUACCUCCAGCAAAGAGACGCCGGUCUACAGGAUCUGUCUUUCGCAGCCAAGGAGAAAGUGGUGCCCGACCAUGAUGUGAUCGACGAGGCUAUUCGGGAGGAAGCAGAAGGCUACACUGUCUUCUCCAUUCCCGUCGGCAUUGUCUACCGUCCCAACGAAGCCAAGGUCAAGAACCUGAAGACAAAGGACUAUCUUGGAAAAGCCCGCCUGGUCGCUGCUUCAGACCGGGCCAAUGCCUUUACUGGCUUCGCUGGCGCCGAAAUCAAGAAGGGAGGCCAGGCCGCAAAAGAUGACAGAACUGAGGAUAAGAUCUCGUACGCGGCGACCAACCUUGUCAAGCCAGAACUUCAGAGCAGAGCACGCCAGCAGUCAGAACCACCAAUGAACCGUAACAUGUUCCCACCCACACCGCCACCGGAGGCAGACAGAAGGUCUGGUGACAGGAGAUCUGGUGGAGAGCGGAGACCUGCCGCCGAUGCUCCCAUGAGCCGCGCGCAAUCCGUACGAGGCGGUGGCCCUAAGCCUCAGCCUCUGAACCUUGGACGAGCUGCCUUUGAUCAGCAAAGCAACAACGAGCCGCCUCGUCGCCAGCCAACACAGCGCUCCGCCUCUGAACGUCCACCACCAAGUCGUUCAGAGUCAAUGCGAGACCGAGGGCAACGUGAUCAGCGGGAUCAGCGAGACCAGCGAGACCGUGACUACAGGCCACGUCGCCGUGGGUCUGACGAUGAUAUCAUUGACGACUACUACGACAAUGACCCCUACCCGCCUUCUCGUGGGAGCCGCGGGGCAUACGCUCGCUCAAAACAGAGCAGGCGACCGGCUUACAUUGAAGAAGAAGACGAAGACGACUACGAUGGUAGUGAUCUUGAUGAUGCCGAAUUCGAGAUGAUGUCUCGCACAAAAUCCAGGAGACGAUCCCCCGCCCGCUCCGCCAGAUCUGGUGGUAGCACCCGCGGUGCAGGCAGCAAAGUCAGAGUGAAGGUCCACUCUAGCGACACACGUUACGUCUUUAUCAGUUCCGAUCAGUUAAUCACUGAAUUCUGGCAACAGAUUCGGGAGAAGUUCGGUGUACGAAAUAAGUUCAAGGUGGAGUUCAAAGACGAUGGCGACAUGAUCACCAUGGCCGACCAGGACGAUCUUGACAUGGCCAUUCAGACGGCGAAGAGUGUUGCAAGGAAGGAAGGCAGCGAUAUGGCCAAGAUGGAGGUUUGGGUUAGAGAAGUAUAG